Saccostrea echinata is the source of this 2246-nucleotide messenger RNA. RefSeq lists its product as uncharacterized. The record is from RefSeq and is a predicted model, not a curated record. The transcript has 15 exons. The coding region runs from base 82 to 2064 and encodes 660 amino acids. Gene Ontology annotation, cellular component: membrane. Gene Ontology annotation, biological process: calcium ion import across plasma membrane. Gene Ontology annotation, molecular function: calcium channel activity; protein binding. Lineage: Eukaryota; Metazoa; Mollusca; Bivalvia; Ostreida; Ostreidae.
CGGAAUUGUGCUGUAGAGCUGUCAACGCCUUCUGAUGUGUGUAAUACUGCACAAGUCUUAUGAUAUCUUUACAAUACAAGCAUGAGUCAUGAGCACUGGCGUCAUAGGCGGGCAUAUAGUGACGGCCAACGUCCCCGGUCCCACCAUCUGCCCCUCAAAGACCUCCCUCGAAAAUAUGCAGUGACACAGAGCGAUGAAAACCUUGCUGUACCGGAAUGUCCCCAUAUGCCGAGGUCGAGUUCUAUGCAGUCCUUGAACACAGAUUUUGUGGAUGCUGCAAGUGAUGAUUCAUUUCAGAAAGAAGUAGCAGAGAAAACACAGAUGUAUUUUGUUGGGAAACAAGAAGCGGAGACUGAAGUCUUUUUGGACAGAAUUAUCAAAAAAGAAGGCAGCAAAGACCGUGCAUUGCUUUUCAUUGUGUCAGAAAUAAUGAACGAAAAUAAGGUGCAAAUGUUAAUUAAUAGCUUACUGCACCGUGGUGCUAAUCCUUCUGCUAGCAAUAAGGAUAUGUGGACACCAUUACACUAUGCCGUCAAGAAAAACUAUAAAGGUGUCUGUUCUAAACUACUGGAGCAUGAGGCUUGGCCAGAUGCACGUGACAAAAAAGGGGUUAUGCCAUAUACACUUGCAUUCGAGGCAGGAAAUGACGACAUUGCCGCCAUGCUCAUUACAUACAUGAGCAAUGAAUUUGUUCGUAAAAUAUACAGCAGCGAUAAGAAUGCACCCGCCGAAUUUAGUUUUCAUACUCUUCUAAACAAAAAUAUGCAGAAAACAAUCCUGGCUGUGUUGGAUUGCAUGAUAGACCCAGUCAGUCCUAGUGGUGAUGUAUGUGUGUAUUACAAUGUCCUAGAGGCAGAUGGAUAUGGACGAGUUCCGACGGAUUCUCAUUUCAAUCCACGGUCAAAAUCCGGGCUGCAGAUCAUAGCAAAGAGUGGUAAUAAAACUAUAGUCUACCAUGAUGUUGUUCGUUUACUUAUACGCAGGAAGUGGAAAGAAUACGCCAGAUUCCGUUUUUUAAUAAAUUCCUUAUUUUACAUAAUUACCCUGAUAACCAUUACAUUUUCCGCCAUUGUUGCCAGUUCAACACCUGAUCCAUCAGUUUAUGACCUUUCUGCUCUACAAAUUGGGCGCGCAGUCUGUGAAAUCUGGUCGCUUGGAAUGGCCAUCCUAACGCUUUUCUCGGAAUUAAAUCAAUUGCGUAAACAUCGCUUGGAGUAUUGGCAGGAUGCAUUUAACUGGAUUGAUCUUUCCUCCUCCAUAUUGAUAAUUAUAAUCUUACCAUUACGAUUUACCCAGACGUCGGAGCAAUGGUUUGUAUUCUCAGCUGCUUAUCUACUUUGGACAGUGAGAAUAUUCAAAUACGCUGCUGUUUUCAGACAAACGGGAGCAUAUGCCCAGAUUUUAUGGAGGAUUCUUAUUCAUGAUAUUUUCCAGUUCACCACUUUCUUUCUCUUUAUCCUCUUGGCCUUCAGUGGAUGUCUUCUUUUGUCUCUUCGUGGAGAAGGCUCAUUGGAACAGUUUCAUGAAAGCAGUUCAUUCUGGUCAAUCCUAUUUGUUGGUGUCAGGAUCCUGAUAGAAGCAGAGAGAAUUAUAGAAUAUACAGAACUUCAGACUAUGAGUCUUAUCAUCAUGGUGGUAUUUCUGUUUACAAUCUGUGUCCUUCUACUAAACAUUCUGAUAGCUCAACUCAGUGACACUUACCAAAAUGUCCAGCAGGACGCUCAGAGGGGGUUAGAGGUCAACAGAGCCUGGAUUGUUGCUCGUGUUGAACUGAAUAGUCUUUAUAUUGGACAGGGACAUCGAACAACACAUUACAAAGAAAGUGAAAACAUUUAUGAUGUGAGAGAUGUGCUAGAAAAAUGGGAAAGCCCUCCAUUAAAUGAGAUGAACAAGUAUAUUCAAGAUAUAUGGGAGGGUCUUGAUUCUCACAAAAUGAACCUGUUGACGAUUAGAAAUAGAUUGGCAAGACAAGAAUCGGCUUUGUCUAAAAUCCAAGAUACACUGGAUAAACUUUUGGAAUUGGAGGAAAAGAGGCAAGAGCUUUCCGAAUUUCAACAUUCAUAGAAAUUUACUGACCGUUUGAAGUGUCCUAUAACACUACUUCCGAACCCUAAUUGUUUAUCUUAAAAAUCUUACUGUAGAUUAGCUGUUUCCUUGAUUUCUUUGAAGCUUUACAUAUAAUUUUGAAUUACUUUCUUAUGUUUAAUGAUGUACUAGUAUAUUGAGAAUUAUAAGAUUUAAAUUGU